ACUAUUUGUCACAUGAUGAGGAGGAAGUAGAAUAUGCAGUAAAUAAUAGAUUUGCAAACGGAUGCGAUACCUGAAAAGGGUUUAGUGGUUGCGUCGGUUGAGCUCCUCCGAUGUAAAAUUUUUGAAACAGUUUCUUAAACGGAAGCGGUAAAUUUUACAUUUACAUUUCCGGUUAUCGGUCCAAAGCGAACCAGUACUAGGAGGUCCAGUUCCUCAGUGUUGUUGUUCUCAUAGUUGUCAAACUGAAAUGAAAGAGGACGUUUCCUUGCGUUUAGACCAAUGUCUUUUACGCUUUAUGGACCAACUGGAGUUACUUGAAGAGAAAAGAGAGAAGCUUAACUCGCUCAUAGAACAGGGAUGGUUUUGUAUCUCCAAAGCAAGAUAUGCCAUGGGGAAUAAGCAGGUCUCAGCUCUGCAGUACAGUAACGAGAUUGUGCCACAAGUCUGCGUACAUGUCAGAAGGGUGUCCAACGGGGAGAUGGAGUUUGGUACAGAAAGGAUGGACCGCGGGCCCUCUGAAGACACCACAAACACACCCAGACAAGUGGAGGAAGUUGGCCCAGUGGAUGAAGGUGUGAGGAGAAGAAAGACCACUACAGCAAAAGACUCUAAAGCACAGUCAAACGCUUCAGUAAAACCUGUGGCAGAAGAGGAGGCAAGUGUGAACAAAGGAUCACCAGGGCACCAGGAUCCCCUGAAGUGGUUUGGCAUCCUAGUGCCACAAAGUCUCAAACAGGCCCAGUCUGCUUUCAGUCAAGUGAUCGAGCUGUCAGCGGAGGUAGCUGCACUGCAGACUGCAGUCCUUGUCACUAGAAAGGAGCUCCAGACUCUGAUGGAGGAGAAGCACAAAGCUGCCCAGGGAAAGGAAAAAGGAAAAGGAAGCUAACUGUCAUCUAGUGACCAAACCAGACAUGGACAGAUCUCUCACCCAUUUUCCUAGCUCACAAUAUUUUAAUUUUGUUGGGUCCUUCCCAUAGUUCAAAUAUUGAAAUGAUGGAAAAGUCAUCAAUAAUUGUAAAUUGUGCAUUCAUACUAAAGGAUAAAACUUUAGUGUCCUAAAAUAAAUUAUGAUGUAGUUAAUCCUUUAUAAGGUAUCACCUCUUAAAUGGUUCUAUUUAAAGCAUAAAGCCUUCACAGGCUAUAAAAUUAAUAAGAAACAAGUUGGGAUAACUCAAAUUAAUAAAAUGUCUUACUGAUACACAAUAUCAAAGUUUCAUUAGAUGUUCUUAUUGAGUCUUCAUUUUGAUUAAAUUAAGCUAUCCAGCUCAAACAGCAGACUAGAGUUAAAAAUAUAAUGAAUCUGUUAGUGCUCCAUAUUUUGCAGCUCUGCUACAUAUUAGUUUAGUGACACUUUUCUCCAGUGCAACUUACAGUGUUGGAUUUGUUUAGUACUUAAAGCUACCUACCUAUUUGUACAGCUUGGUAAUUUGUAGCAAUUUAAGUGAAGUACCUUGGUCAAGUGUACUACAGCAGAACAUGAUAACCUGGUGCUUUUGAUUGCAAUGUGACAGGGCUAAAUUAUAUAUAUAUAU
This is a messenger RNA of Scleropages formosus (Asian bonytongue), 1532 nucleotides long. It is a transcript of the gene vma22, whose product is annotated as vacuolar ATPase assembly factor VMA22. The record is from RefSeq and is a predicted model, not a curated record. Bases 248 to 886 code for a protein of 212 amino acids. The transcript has 5 exons. Gene Ontology annotation, biological process: vacuolar proton-transporting V-type ATPase complex assembly. NCBI's taxonomy places the organism in Eukaryota, Metazoa, Chordata, Actinopteri, Osteoglossiformes, Osteoglossidae.